UCAGUUGUCUUAGUCGCAAUUGAAAUCUGUCAGUAAGUUAAUUAACUGGCAAUAAAGCUGUCAGUACCACCACCCUCCAACUCCAUUCCCAUCUCUGUAUAUAAGUGACUGACUGUGUGCAGUAGUCAUUAGCUGCAGGAAUGAUCAGUCGACACCAACAAUAAACAGUUUGAGCAGACGGAUAUCCCUAAUAACGAAAAUUAAUGCAGCCCUAAAGAAGCUUGUACCGUAUGCUGAAACUACCAACAUAUGAAAUAGUAACUGUUUGUCGUAACAACUGAUAAAUUUCAAAGCCUGGUAUCUUGAAAAGUGGACUUUUACUAAAAGAUGUUUAAUUCAAGCAUGUGGCAUUCAUCAGGUUCUUAAGUUAUGUUAUUUAGAGGACAUUUUUUAAAAUAUGCUUUAGUCAAUUCCAUUAUGAAAUUUAGUAAAAAGAUCCAAAUUAAGAGGAUUAAAUAGUUUUGUAUAAAUGUGUUCCUAGAAAAGAAAGAAGAUCUAGGCAUUUACUGCUUGUGUUUCCUCUUAUGAACAUCUGUUGAUGGAAAAAAUGUUACACACACAGGCAAAAUGUCACAGAUGUGAAGUUUGUGGGAAAAUAUUAUCUAACAAUUUUAAAUUAUUGGCUCACAACCGUACUCAUACGGGUGAGAAACCAUACAGUUGUGAAACCUGUGGGAAAGCAUUUUCACAUUAUGGCUCCUUUGUAGUACAUAAACGUGUUCACACAGGAGAAAGACCAUACCACUGUGAAAUUUGUGGUAAAACAUUUUCUUACAUUGGUCACUUGACAAGACAUAAACGGAGCCAUACUGGAGAACGUCCAUACGUUUGUACGGUUUGUGGGAAAACAUUCCCCGAUGUUACUCGUUUUUCAGAUCAUAAACGUAUUCACACAGGGGAAAAGCCUUACCAAUGUGAAUUUUGUGGAAAAACAUUUACUCUGAAAAACCAGCUAAAAGUUCAUAAGCGAAUUCAUACGGGUGACAGACCUUACCAUUGUGAUGUUUGUGGGAGGUCAUUUGCUCAGAACGCUCACUUGACCGGUCAUAAACGUACUCACACAGGAGAAAAAUCAUUCCACUGUGAAAUUUGUGGUAAAUCCUUUACGCAAAAUAGUAGCUUAUCUGUUCAUAAAUAUACUCACCUUGAAGAAAAACCAUACAACUGUGAUAUUUGUGGGAAAGCCUUUUCUCAUAAUCGUUUGUUAUCAAAUCAUGCACGUACCCACACAGAAGUUAAACGAUACCAAUGUGAAAUCUGCGGGAAAGCCUUUCAUCGAAAGAGUGCCCUUUCAGUUCAUAAACGUAGUCACACAGGUGAGAAGCCAUACAAAUGUGCACUUUGUGAGAAAACAUUUUCUCGAAGUGGGAGCCUUGCAGUUCAUGUACGCAUUCACACUGGUGAAAAGCCAUACCAUUGUGACUUGUGUGGCAAAUUAUUCUCUGGAAAGAGUAGUCUUUCAGAUCAUCUACAUUUUCACUCCAGGAGAAAAUCAUACCACUGUGAAGUAUGUGGCAAAACAUUUUCUCAGGGUCGUACCUUAAUUAUUCAUAAACGCAUUCAUACAGGAGUGAAGCCCUACCAAUGUGAUACUUGUGAUAAAGGAUUUUCUAAAAAAUGUUAUUUAUUGCAUCAUAAGUGUAUUCAGAUUAAAAAAGAAUCACAAAUUUUGUGAUUUUUGAUUGA
Molecule: messenger RNA, 1686 nt
Organism: Octopus sinensis (East Asian common octopus)
Lineage: Eukaryota; Metazoa; Mollusca; Cephalopoda; Octopoda; Octopodidae
Product: zinc finger protein 2-like
Exons: 2
Coding region: 539-1675 (378 amino acids)
Source: RefSeq, a predicted model, not a curated record